Molecule: messenger RNA, 2806 nt
Organism: Stegastes partitus (bicolor damselfish)
Lineage: Eukaryota; Metazoa; Chordata; Actinopteri; Pomacentridae
Gene: dnaja2b
Product: DnaJ heat shock protein family (Hsp40) member A2b
Exons: 9
Coding region: 31-1269 (412 amino acids)
Biological process (GO): protein folding; response to heat
Molecular function (GO): ATP binding; Hsp70 protein binding
Source: RefSeq, a predicted model, not a curated record
AAGGUCUUUCUGUGGUAGCCGGUUAGCAUCAUGGCGAACGUUGCGGAUACUAAGCUAUACGACAUCCUCGGAGUUUCACCGUCCGCCUCUGAAAAUGAACUGAAAAAGGCUUACCGCAAACUGGCCAAAGAAUACCAUCCCGACAAGAAUCCUGAUGCCGGAGACAAGUUUAAAGAGAUAAGUUUUGCCUACGAGGUUCUGACAAACCCAGAGAAGAAGGAGCUUUAUGAUCGUUAUGGAGAACAGGGGCUACGGGAGGGAGGAGGCGGAGGGCCCGGCAUGGACGAUAUCUUCUCUCACAUUUUUGGUGGAGGACUGUUUGGGUUCAUGGGUGGACAAGGCAGAGGACGCAAUGGAGGGAGGAGGAGAGGAGAUGAUAUGGUGCACCCUCUGAAAGUUUCUCUUGAAGACCUGUACAAUGGCAAAACCACAAAACUGCAGCUCAGUAAGAAUGUGCUCUGUGGCGCCUGUAAUGGUCAAGGGGGAAAGGCAGGUGCAGUGCAGAAGUGUGUGGCCUGCAGAGGACGAGGCAUGAGAAUCAUGAUUAGACAACUGGCCCCAGGGAUGGUUCAACAAAUGCAGUCAGUCUGCACAGACUGCAACGGAGAAGGUGAGGUGAUAAAUGAGAAGGACCGCUGCAGAAAGUGUGAGGGUCAUAAGGUGUGUAAGGAGACCAAGCUUCUGGAGGUGCAUGUGGACAAAGGCAUGAGACACGGACAGAAAAUCACAUUCUCUGGGGAAGCUGACCAAGCACCAGGCAUUGAACCAGGAGAUAUCGUUCUGGUGCUACAAGAGAAAGAACAUGAGGAAUUCCGCCGUGACGGCAGUGACCUUCACAUGGUCCAACGUAUUGGCCUGGUUGAAGCUCUGUGUGGCUUCCAGAUGACUGUCACACACCUGGAUGGACGUCAACUGCUUGUCAAAUACCCACCUGGCAAGGUCAUCGAGCCAGGCUGCAUUCGAAUGGUGAAAGGAGAAGGAAUGCCUCAGUACAGAAAUCCAUUUGAGAAGGGAGACCUUUACGUCAAGUUUGACGUCCAGUUCCCUGAAAACAACUGGAUUAGCCCUGAAAAACUGAAUGAACUCGAGUGCUUGCUGCCUGCUCGCGCUGAAAAUCCUGUUAUCGCAGCAGAUGCAGAGGAGGUUGACCUGACAGAUUUUGACAGGAGUCAAGGUUCAGGAGGUGGAGCCAGGAGAGAGGCCUACAAUGAUAGUUCUGAUGAGGAAGGGGGUCAUCAUGGCCCAGGGGUGCAGUGCGCACACCAAUAGAAAGACUCAUACAUAGACCUGCACACACAUAAAAGCAUAAAUACAUAAACAUUAAGCCCCAUCGCAAACACCAUUCAAGACUUGCUGCACACACACGCACACUUCUCUCGUUUCAUGAUCCCCGUGAAAAAGAGAAACACAAAUACAUAUACACAUAAAUAUCCACCCUCCUCAGUUCCAUGGUGCCCAUAAGUCAGAGAGAUCCUGGACGUGUGAUGACCAUUUUGUGUUUAUGGACAGUAGUGCUCAUCAAAGACUCCAGCAAGAAGGUGGUCUCAUUCUCAGAGGUUCACUGACUGAACUUGACUUGGACCUCCCUGUUUUCAUCCUAAGCUUUUACCUUUCACUGUGGGAAACACAAGUCUAGUGUAUAAAAUGCAAAUAUUGUUGACUAUCUUGUAAAAGGUGUAGUUUAGUCAGUCACACACAAGCGCAUGCUGCUUCUUGCUGAAGAUCUUGGCCGUGUAGAUGCAGGGUCCAGACACUACAGAGAAAUCUGACACCACACCUGUUUAAAUUUCAGUAUGUUCACUGCUAUUGAAGUGCCCUGCUGCCGUAAGAGUUAACCUGAGUACAUCCCCCAAAAGUGCGUCCUCUCCACAGAGAACCACACGUUUAAGCCGCCUCGUCCUCUAAGGUGACCUGUCAUAUUUUGAAGAUGGGAUUUGCUGGUUCUGUUCAGUUCGUAGCUGUCAUGCUUAUACAAUAUUAAAGCCCUGAGUAUAGCACCUGCCAGUCAGGCAUUACGUUUUUUUGUUUUUUUUUAGUCUGGAUUUUGAGCUUUCUUGUCUUUGUGUGAAUGUUAGUGUGUUUGAGACCACAGAACUUGAAGUUGUGUACUCUUAAUUUGAGCUGAGGACACACUUGUGUACUUUGUAUGUGUGUAUUGCAGUGGCUCAGUGUGUGGGAGCUGCUGUGGAAUGUUCUGGCUUCUUAGGGGUGGUAGGUAUUCCUGCUUUGUGUCGGACUGCAGUGCGAGUGGACACAUUCUAAAGUUAGCUAAGGAGGAAAAAACUGAAUGUUUAUUUGCUGAGAAUAUCCCCCAUGUCGACAGUUACUUUCCCUCUGCUCACCAGGACUGAGAGGUCCACUUCUCCUGCAGAAAAACCACUGGGCCCGCACCAAACCCUCUGUAUUAUACAUAUCCCCCCAUCGUAGAGUUGUUAGCCAAACCUAUGUCCCUUGACAUGAAACGAUACUCCCAUUCCCACAUACCUGUAAAUAAAUACAGUUCCAGUCCAUAGGUGCGUUUAAAGUCUACAGCAGUGCCCUUCUGUAGUCACAACCUUUUCUUUCACUAGUGAAUUAUGGCCAAUAGAGCCAACAUAUAGAUGUUUUGAUCACAUGAAGGAAAGUUAUUGGGACCACUGUAGACCGUUAACAUGCACCUUUGGGACUCAUUGUGUAUGUAAUUUAGGCCACCGGGGAUAAUGUGUACACAGUUAAAGGGGGUCAUUGAUAAAUUACAUUAUUGUUGAUGCUUAUGGUUGUCAAGAAGAUAAUUAAACUGUAUAAUAAACAACUACAAGUUUGUUGA